Molecule: messenger RNA, 1474 nt
Organism: Drosophila busckii
Lineage: Eukaryota; Metazoa; Arthropoda; Insecta; Diptera; Drosophilidae
Gene: Nadk2
Product: NAD kinase 2, mitochondrial
Exons: 6
Coding region: 95-1336 (413 amino acids)
Biological process (GO): NAD+ metabolic process
Cellular component (GO): mitochondrion
Molecular function (GO): NAD+ kinase activity
Source: RefSeq, a predicted model, not a curated record
UUUAUCAUUAAACGGCAAAAAACAUACAUAUUUAUGUUAAAACCAAGUUGAAAAAUAAAGCAAUUAAAUUUACACGAUAUUAACGAUUGACAGUAUGUUAAAGUCCAAGCAGCUGCUAAAGCAAUUUGCCAAAGAGUACGCCAACUUUGCGCCGGCAAAUUUCAAGCUAAAGCGUGCGCUAGUCGUGACCAAACUAUCGCGCUAUGAACUGGAGCAGCUGCGUCAUCCGGAGCUGUCACGCGAGCAGCUGGAGCAAAAGCUGCGCGAUCGUGGCACCGAUGUUGAAAUGGUGCUAUACUUGCACAAUCUGCACAAGGAUUUCGAGCGGCGUGUCGUGCAGAGCUUUCAAAAUGUUGGCUGCGAGGUGAAACUCUCCAGCAGACUUGAAUUUAGAAGCACGCUUAGCAAGGAUGUAAUGAGCUGGGCGGAUGUAAUAGUGCCUGUGGGUGGCGAUGGCACCUUUCUGCUGUCCGCCAAUCGCGCAAGUCCGCUGUUUGCACUAAGUCAGCAGAAAACGCCGAUUGUGGGCUUCAACUCGGAUCCCAAACAUUCGGAGGGACGCCUUAUGCUGCCCAAGCAUUACACCGAGGAUCCAGCUGAUGCAGUGGCACGCAUUAAAAGCGGCAACUUCAAGUGGGUGCAUCGCUCACGCAUACGCACCACGUUGCUGGGCAAUAAUGGCAACAUACCCGAGUCGACUGAUCUAUUCCGACACACAGCUGUCAAAAUGGAGCAGGUGAAGACUGCUCCCGAGCUGCUCGACAACUACAUGGCCAACAAGUACAAGGCCAAAAUGAAACGUGUUUUACCCUAUCUAGCACUAAAUGAGGUCUUCAUUGGCGAGCAUAUUUCGGCGCGCGUUUCACAUUUGCAACUAGUGCUGAACCAUGAGGAUGUGGUUAAUAAAACCAAGUGCUCUGGCUUAUGUGUUAGCACCGGCACUGGUUCCACCUCUUGGCAUACGAGCAUCAAUCGCAUCACCAGCGCUGAUGUGGAUGCAUUACUUGGCUCAUUGCCCAAUAGCGAUACGCCCGAUCUGCGUGAGAUGCGCAAGAAUGUGGAGCACAUAGCUCAGCGCUAUAAUCAGGCGCUGCUCUUUGCGCCUGACGAUCCGCGGCUCUGCUACUCCAUUCGUGAGCAAAUCUGCGUGGGCGUCUGGCCCUCGCCAAAGACCUUUAAAGCGCGCGACUUUGUGCAGCGCGUAUUUGUCAAAUCGCAUUGCAUUGAUGCUAAUUUGGUUAUUGAUGGCAGCAUUUCGUAUCCGUUUAAUGAUGGCGCCAAGGUGCUGCUUGAGAACUAUCCUGAGGAUGCGCUGCUCACCAUUGCGCUAGACUGAAAUCAUUUUUAACUGCAACCAAGCAAGGUGCCUUGCCACAAUUGUUAUGUCUAGAGAAACGUCUGAACUUUGAAAUUACAUCACGUAUACAUAUUUAAUAACUGCUUAGUAGUGUAAGCCCAAAAGUUAUUUGUUAUU